This is a messenger RNA of Trachemys scripta elegans, 3059 nucleotides long. It is a transcript of the gene GFM1, whose product is annotated as G elongation factor mitochondrial 1. The coding region runs from base 63 to 2309 and encodes 748 amino acids. NCBI's taxonomy places the organism in Eukaryota, Metazoa, Chordata, Testudines, Emydidae. Gene Ontology annotation, biological process: mitochondrial translational elongation. Gene Ontology annotation, molecular function: GTP binding; GTPase activity; translation elongation factor activity. The transcript has 18 exons. The record is from RefSeq and is a predicted model, not a curated record. Gene Ontology annotation, cellular component: mitochondrion.
GGGCCGGAAGCGCGCGGGCAGCAGGACAUUGACGGUCAGAGCCUGAGGGGGUCCGGUGCGCCAUGCUGCAGCUGCUCAGAGCCGGGCUGGUGCUGGGGUCCCGGCGGCGUCAGGGCUCGGCGCUGUUGUGGCAGCAGUUUCUCUUGAACGGCUGCAGACAGUGUUCUUCAGGAAUCAUUCCCAAUGAGAAGAUUCGCAAUAUUGGAAUCUCUGCUCACAUUGACUCUGGGAAAACGACAUUAACAGAACGAGUCCUUUUUUACACUGGGAGGAUAGCACAGAUGCAUGAGGUAAAAGGUAAAGAUGGAGUUGGGGCUGUCAUGGAUUCUAUGGAGCUGGAACGACAGCGCGGUAUCACAAUUCAGUCUGCAGCAACAUAUACCAUGUGGAAGGACACCAACAUCAACAUCAUAGAUACACCAGGGCAUGUGGACUUCACAAUUGAAGUGGAACGAGCUUUAAGAGUUCUUGAUGGAGCUGUCCUGGUGCUCUGUGCUGUUGGAGGAGUCCAGUGCCAAACAAUGACCGUGAACAGACAAAUGAAGCGUUACAAUGUCCCAUGUUUAACAUUCAUCAACAAACUGGACAGAAUGGGCUCAAAUCCAACCAGAGCUGUGCAACAAUUAAGAUCCAAGUUAAAUCACAAUGCAGCCUUUAUCCAGAUUCCCAUUGGCCUGGAGGGAAAGUUCAGGGGGCUUAUUGAUCUCCUUGAGCAAAGGGCUAUAUACUUCAAUGGUGACUUUGGUGAGACCAUUAGAUACAAUGAAAUCCCAGCUGAAUUUAGAGUAGAGGCUACAGAAAGACGACAGGAACUGAUUGAAUGUGUUGCUAACUCAGAUGAACAACUGGGGGAGCUGUUUCUGGAAGAGAAGAUCCCUACAGUUACUGAUUUAAAGCUUGCAAUCAGAAGAGCAACACUGAAAAAGUCCUUUACGCCUGUACUUGUGGGAAGUGCUUUGAAGAACAAAGGAGUGCAACCCCUGCUGGAUGCUGUCUUAGACUAUCUCCCAAAUCCAUCUGAAGUCCAGAACUAUGCUAUUCUCAACCAGGAGGAUUCUGAGGAUAAAACCAAACUUCUGCUGAACUCAGUCAGAGAUGACUCUGCGCCUUUUGUAGGUCUGGCUUUCAAACUGGAGGCUGGCCGUUUUGGGCAGCUAACGUACAUUCGAGUUUAUCAGGGGAUGUUGAAGAAAAGUGACUACAUUUACAACACCAGGACAGGGAAAAAGGUGCGAGUGCCGAGACUGGUUCGCAUGCAUGCAGACUCGAUGGAGGAUGUAGAUGAAGUUUAUGCAGGAGACAUAUGUGCAUUGUUUGGAAUUGAUUGUGCUAGUGGGGAUACAUUCGCUGAUAAAACCAGUACUGACAUUUCCAUGGAAUCGAUUCACGUCCCUGAACCUGUCAUUUCAGUAGCCAUGAAGCCUUCCAACAAGAAUGACCUAGAUAAAUUUUCAAAAGGCCUGAACCGGUUUACAAGAGAAGAUCCUACCUUUAGAGUCCACUUUGACAAUGAGAGCAAAGAGACAAUCGUUUCUGGAAUGGGAGAACUGCACUUGGAAAUCUAUGCUCAGCGAAUGGAAAGAGAAUAUGCUUGUCUUUGUACCAUGGGAAAGCCUAAAGUUGCCUUUAGAGAGAGCAUAACAAAACCUGUACUGUUUGACUAUACUCACAAGAGACAGUCUGGUGGGGCAGGCCAGUUUGGUAAAGUAAUAGGGUGUCUACAGCCUCUGGAUCCAGAGAACUACACGCAGUUGGAGUUUGAAGACAGAACUGUUGGAACAAACGUCCCAAAGCAGUUUAUACCUGCUGUUGAAAAGGGAUUCCGUGAAGCGUGUGAAAAGGGUCCCCUGAUAGGUCACAAGAUUUCUGGAGUUCGGUUUGUCCUAGAAGAUGGUGGACAUCACAUGGUGGAUUCUAAUGAAUUCGCUUUCAUCCGAGCAGGAGAAGGGGCCCUCAAACAAGCUGUGGAAAAUGCAACUCUGUGUAUACUUGAGCCCAUUAUGUCUGUGGAAAUUGUAGCACCGAAUGAAUUCCAAGGAGCUGUGAUUGCUGGAGUUAAUCGUCGUCACGGAGUGAUCACAGGACAAGAUGGAAUAGAUGGCUAUUUCACUUUGUAUGCUGAUGUGCCACUGAAUAAUAUGUUUGGAUACGCCACAGAACUGAGAUCCUUCACAGAGGGAAAGGGUGAAUAUACAAUGGAAUACAGUAGAUACCAGCCAUGUUUACCUAGUGUUCAAGAGGACCUAAUUCACAAAUACCUAGAAGCAACAGGACAACUUCCCGUGAAAAAGGGCAAGGCCAAGAGCUGACUUGCCUCCUCCUGAGUGUUAAUUAGUAGCUUUCACAAUCUUCUGACAAACUCUUUCUCCUGCAAAGCUCUGUAACCUCAGUGACUCAACAUAUCCAGGGCGAAUAGCCGAAUUCAGACUGUAUCAGGACCUAAUCUUUAUUAAAAGCUCCUUUCUUUAUGAUACAUUCAGAAGUUACCGGCGAUCACGGCUGAAAUGGUCACAUACAAAUUCGGUUCAUUAGCAAAAAAAUCUAUGUUUAAUUAUAAUAAUCAUUUGUCUUUGAAUUUUUUGUUUUAAAGCACUUGUAUUAAAAUGAUGAUAUAGUCAUUAUUUUAUUUUGUUACUUGGGAAAUACGAUACUGUGACUAUUGUGCCUCUAUUUUGAAUCCUCCAGGAUCCCGAUUCAGAGGACUAAAUUUAUACAGCUUGAUGGGCAUCAGGUGGAUGAAUUCUUACCCAAUAGAAUGAAAUUUGCCUUUGAAGGCUGCUCCCAAACCGAUCCCUUUGCUUCUGCAAGUCACUCAUUAGCAAUAUGUGAUUUCAGGAAGUGAACAUAGAUAUUUAUUUUACUCUGAUUCCAAAACAAAAUUCUAAGAUCUUCCAAAGUCAUAAAUAAUUCGUCAUCCAAAUUUAUCUGUCAGUGCAAUUUGCUGCUCACCCGCACUGCUCAGGACAGAUGAGCCCACUAGAGUGAAUUUGAAAAACAUUGCCCGGGAUUUAGGAUUAUACCAGCCUUAAAUAGAAUUAAAGUGAAUAUCCUUCAUAAAC